AUGUCCAAACUAGCCGUCAAUCCGUCUGCACAUAAACCGACACCAAAGGAUAAAGGACAGAGUGUAUUGGAGAUUCAUGGCUUCUCGUCGAUAGAAACUAUUGGUCAUGGAUCGUAUGCCACAGUGAAGUCGUCGAUGUCAUCAAAGCAUAACUGUAAAGUAGCAAUCAAAGUCGUUUCGAAACGCAAGGCACCAGAUGAUUACCUUACAAAGUUCCUGCCCCGAGAGGUCCAGGUAGUAAAAGUACUUAAACACCCGAAUCUUGUAUGUUUUCUUCAGUCUAUUGAAACUACAAGUAGGGUGUACCUCAUCAUGGAACUUGCUGAAAAUGGAGAUCUUUUAGAUUAUAUUAAAGGACACGGUGCUAUACCAGAAUCUCAGACUGGGAUAUGGUUCCAUCAUUUGGUGGACGGGAUGGAUUACUGCCAUCAGCACGGCAUCGUCCACCGGGAUUUGAAAUGUGAAAACUUAUUACUCAGUAAAAACAAUGUUCUGAAAAUAUCCGACUUUGGAUUUGCGCGUGGCAACAUGAAACCAAAAGAGAACGGACAGGUGAUUCUAAGCGAAACGUACUGUGGUAGUUAUGCGUAUGCGCCACCCGAGAUUCUUCGAGGAAUUCCUUACGACCCGAUGCUCGGCGAUGUCUGGAGUAUGGGAGUGAUUCUGUUCACGAUGAUGUUCGGGCGUCUACCGUACGAUGAUACAAACCACAAGACACUUCUGUCACAGGUUCAAAAACCGCCUGGUUUUCCGUCACACAAGAACGUAGCACAAGACUUCAAAGACAUCAUUUGUAGGAUACUAAUUAGUGCUAAAAGACGUCUUCAUAUUAAGAAUAUUUCCGACGAGGGGUGGUAUAAACGGGUAGACCCGACGAAACAGAAACUCCGCAGAACGAACCAGCAAACGUCCUCAGGAAGCAAGCAACAACCCAGCACGUCAGGCGAAACAUCGUCUGCUGCGCACGAUAACAAAUCAGCUGUCUAAUUCCGAUUAUGUUUCUCUUUAACAUGCGCAUCGAUUCUAUUAUAACGGAUUAGCAAUAAAAUGUAAUACUGCCUCCAGUAAUUUUUCAUUGCUUUCUUGGCAUCUUCAUAAAGUAAGUUAUUACACACCUUUUUAAUUAAUAAUACACACACAAUAAUUUAAACUUUCGAUCGCGAUAUUUUUAAAGUUUUUACUCGGUUUUGAUCUGAAAAACUUAACAAUUCAAUAGUCAUUCGUAGUUGUUGUUCUUUUCACUCGCUUUGAAAAGUGGGGUUUUAUCUAGGCCCUAUAGAAAAUCGACGCCGAUGACUGUCGUCCAUAGUUCAGAGUUCUUUGCACAAUUGGUAGAUUCCAUCCAAAUUAGGCUCUAGUAUUCAGACGACAAACUCAUAGUCGAUGACAUUACGUUACGUCAUUACCUCAGAUUUUACCGUUGUUACGUAAUCGAAACUUUAUUAUUAAAUCACAAGAUACUAAUCAUUCAAGAUCGUAUACGACUUUAAUAUGAGAUUCGUCGGCCAAUAUAUUUAUAAAAUUAGUUUAUCAGAUAAUCUAUCUUAUAUUUACAGUUAGUGUUAGUUUAUAACAAAAAUUCUGGGCAUUCUCUUUAUUUCUUAGAUGACAUCGCUUGACAUGAAAUUGCAUAAAAAUUAGGAGAUAUUUAAAUGCAAAUUAAAGAUUUUAAAAAAGUGGUGUUCAGCUAUAAAAAUUCUCUAAUAAAAUAUUGAACGUUGAAAGUACUAAGUAAGUUAUAAAUUUCCAAUGAUAUACACAACAAAAACAAUUAACUUUUCGGUGAUUUAUGGACCUUUUUACUAACAUUUUCACAGGAAUAUUAAAAAGAAUGUAGGGAUAGUAUUAUCAAUGCAUCUGCUAAUAAACCUUGCUUUCCAUAACAUCAGUACACUGUCACUUCACCAAAUGCCAAAACUACAUAGCUUUCUCCAAAGAAAUUGGGAAACUACUUCCUGGAUUCGACCAGCCAAUCAGUGAUGAUGAAAGCUGUCGGUGGAUAGCAUGGACAAUGUAUAAAUUUUAUGGAAACCAGGUUUUAGCCAAAAUAUAGUUUGUGGUUCAAAUUUAUAAACGAACAGUAAGCAAGUGUAAUAGGACCUAUAUUUAUUUUAUUAGCUUAUCAAAGGCAGAUAACUAUACAUAUUGAACACACUAAAUGUUCAACAAGGAAUAGGUGCUAACCUAAUAAAGUAGAAAACAUUUUCCUAAAAAAGAUAAAAUUCCAGUAAUUUGUAGGAAAAUAUGAAAUAUAUAAUGAUUAUUUAAAUCACAAUAACAGAAUAGAUAUAAUACAAAUAUACACUAAAUAAUACAUUUAACAUUAAGGACCUAGGAUUAAUGAUAAUGUGCAACAAAAUUGAUAUGAUUAUUAAUAAUAAAAGAUUUAAAUAACAUUUUGUUCGGAGCAACUACAGCAUUAAGGUAUAUAAGAUGGGGAAGAUGCGGAGGAGCUGUGAUAUGUUUUAUUAAUUCAACUCAAGACAAAAGGUUUGAGUCUUAACUCCUGUUAGUGUUCUUGGGCAGGGCAAAGGGCAUAAUGAAGAAGGUUGAGGGCACUGGCUAAGGCUUCUUGGGGCCAUACUACUCUAGAGUUCAGGUGCAGCCUAGAUGUGUAUAGGGCAAAGCCCCUACUGCUUCGGUGUUUCUGACAUUUUAAGGGUGUUUUUUUCUUUUUUCAAUUCUGAUUCUUAAAAGGCCCUGCUCGGCCAAUGUGGGGCAAAAAACUGUUGGUGAAUAAUCUGUAGGCCCUUAAGAUGUGGGCCCCUGAUUUUAGCCAGUGAGAGCUCAUGCACUUCAUCUGCAUUGCUUCUGUGUCAGGGGUCACACAAGUAUCUGGUAGGACACUGAAAAGAAUGGAGACAGUAGUAUCAAACAGGCUAGUAGCAUGAUUUAAUUUGUGGGAGGUUUGUUUCAGUGGAAAGUGGACCCUUUGGAAACCAUUAUACAAUAUUUUACAUUGUUGACUUGAAGUACUUCUGGCUUGUAUGAGGCUUGUAUGAUCUCCGAUACUCUGGAGAACAUUGUAAAUAUACCUAUGAAUAUAAAUUUUUCGUUUUUAAAUGCCGACCUUCUCCAGUUUUGGGGCAGUUCAUCGUAACCCCCUUAACCCCCCCCCCC
Messenger RNA from Anneissia japonica, 3120 nucleotides. RefSeq names its product testis-specific serine/threonine-protein kinase 4-like. Gene Ontology annotation, biological process: microtubule cytoskeleton organization; protein phosphorylation; intracellular signal transduction. Lineage: Eukaryota; Metazoa; Echinodermata; Crinoidea; Comatulida; Comatulidae. The transcript is spliced from 2 exons. The record is from RefSeq and is a predicted model, not a curated record. Gene Ontology annotation, molecular function: tau-protein kinase activity; ATP binding; protein serine/threonine kinase activity. Gene Ontology annotation, cellular component: cytoplasm. Bases 1 to 987 code for a protein of 328 amino acids.